Entamoeba invadens IP1 is the source of this 1380-nucleotide messenger RNA. RefSeq lists its product as hypothetical. The transcript has 2 exons. The record is from RefSeq and is a predicted model, not a curated record. The coding region runs from base 1 to 1380 and encodes 459 amino acids. NCBI's taxonomy places the organism in Eukaryota, Evosea, Mastigamoebida, Endamoebidae.
AUGUUGUCCAAUUUGAUGUCUCUGUGUAAUAUUCCAUUUAAAUGUAAAUAUUUAAGUCCAAUUUUAAAAAAUUACAACGUUUGUCCUAUCUCUGUUUUUAUAAAAGAAGACCAAAUCGCUUUUGACGGCAUAAUCCCAAACUUCGUCAAAAAAAUUGGAAACAAUUCAUUUGAAAACUGUGAUGUACCUUCAAUAAUUCUUCCAACCUCAGUCAUUGAAAUUUCUCAAUACGCAUUUUCUGAUUGCUCAAAUAUCACAGAAAUUGUUUUGCCGCCAUAUCUCAUGACACUUGGUAAUUACUCAUUUUACAAUUGCAUAAAUUUGAAAGAAAUUAAACUCCCAAAACUGCUUAAGUUCAUUCCAGACUCAUGUUUCAAUAGAUGUACAUCACUAUCUUCCGUAAGCUUUGGUAAACAGAUGACGUUGAUUGGAUAUCGUGCUUUUAAUGAAUGUGCUUUCAAUAAUUUUACAGUUGAUAAGAAGGUCUUUAUCAACGAACUUGUAUUCUCUAGAAAUACACUCACAAGUAUCAAAUUUUGUGGUAAAACGUGUAUACCCCGUAUGACGUGUUAUGAUUGUAAGCAUCUCAAAGAAGUUGUGAUGGACAACACCGUAGAGAUCAUCGCAGACUCCGCGUUUUCAGAGUGCAACUUACUUGAAAAAAUUACUCUUUCUACGAACUUGGAAGUCAUUGAUCAAAAUGCUUUUUCGAAUUGUAAAAAACUGAGUAAAUUUGACGUUCCACAAAAAGUUCGAAAAGUUGGAAGUUUUGCAUUUGAGAAAUGUGAACAAUUGAAAGAACUUGUUUUUAAUGACAAUGUUAUCUUUGAAGAUGGCGGCUGUUUUGAACAAUGCACUUCACUAACCAAAUUAGAUGUUCCAUUUUCUUAUAUGAAACACGUGUACACUGCAACUGAAAGUGAAAAGAAAAUAUUUAUGAGGCUUGGAAUUAAAGUUUUGAAUGUAAUGAAAAGCGAAGAAAUUGUUGAGAAAGUGUUUAAAUUUGACAACUUUUGUGACACAUUAUGUGAUGUUUCUAAUCACGCUGAUUACAUUCAUCUUGGGGAUUUGGACAUGUUUGACAAUGAUUCUAAUUAUUUGAGUGAACACCCAAGAGUGUACAUUCCUACUACUAUUGUUGAAGCAGACAUCGGAUGUUACAACUUCAAUAAUCCAAUUGAGAAGCUUUUGAUAUCUGAAAAUGCCUUUUUGUUAAAUGAAUCUAAUUUUUAUGUGAACAACGCAAAUAAAAUACAAAUACCAUCCACUAUCACAAAAAUUCCAAAGUGUUGCUUUUCAAGGUCAAAACUUGAAGAAUUUGUCGUGCCGCCAAAUGUGCAUGAAAUUGGAACAAAGGCUUUUCGGAUUCAACGAGUUUGA